ACUCCUAUUUUCACUAAGCUUUGUCAGGCCGAGGUCACUUCUCUGUCGUACCGAACUGAACAUUUAACGAUUUCGUUUCUACGAGAGCGUCAGUUUGUCAUCGAUCUUUCAUCAUGAAGGAACGCUGGAGUUGUAGCGAAGAGAAACUUGUCUCGGCAGAAGAAGGUUUAAAGCCUAAUAAAUCUGUGAUAAGAGGAAAAACCUACUGUUGCCAACGAUUUAUGCAAUAUGUAAAAUUGAUUUUCCUUAUUCUACUGAUAUUUUUCAUUGGAUGGAGCGGUUAUAUUCUUUGGAAAGCAUACGAUCAUGGAUCAAUUGAUUUAUACAUCUUCGAAUCGAGUUUUACUCGAUAUCGCGAAGGCGAAUCUUCGAAAAUUAUCGACAAAUUAUCGUCGUCGGCAUUGAAUAAAUCCGAGGAAACGUUGGAGACUACGACGAGACAAAAUAUUUCUUUGAAGGAGGAUGUAUCUCUGAGUGAAAUUUAUCCUAUCGAUAAUCAGCUGAUCACAACUAUGAAGACUCCCGAAUCGAGUAUAAAACAAGAUAUUUCACUAACGAAUUUCGAAAAUACUAAUGCGGAAGAGGCGACAGAGGAUUCAUUUAAAUCAUCGAGAAAUGAUAUCGAUGAACAAAUGAAAACGACAGUGUCGAGUUUGGAUAAGGAUAAGACUAAGGAGGACGAAAAAUCGGCAGAGGAGUCGGUGAUUGAAUGGAGCUUUCCACUUAUCUGGUCUAUUCAUAGAGAAACCGGUCCAUUUAUGGAUGACUACUUGGAAGAAAUCCGUAACGCUGAAUUAGAUGCAAUGUUAAAAGAAAUGAGUGAGAAGAACGAGAAAGACGAGGAAAGUAAUGAAUUUUCGAAAUUUCAAGAAAAAUUUUUCGAAAAGGAAGAUCUGUCUGAUGACCAAAACGAUGAAAAUAAUGGCAGCUACGAGAAAGACCUUCCAUCGUCCAUCGAAAUUUUUGAUAAUUUGAAAAAGCUCCACGAUUCUAUAGAUGCCAUGAUAAAGGACUUGCAUGUAAAGAAUCGUCAAAGUGACGAUGAUUUAUGGCAAUCUGAGGAAAGUUCGAUAAAGGAUGAGACAUCUAAUCAUUUGGUAUUAGGAUUAGAUAGACAGGAUAGCAUCGAGACACCACCUUCCAUCUUAGGAGAAGAUUCAGAAAUAACAAAAUCGAGUUUGUUUCACGAUAGCUUGAUUGAAGAAGAUCCGUAUGACUACCUCUUGGGAAAUCACGAUCACAGUUACCUCGAGUCGUCGACCCUUUCUUCUUUAGAACGCGUAGACUCUGAAAAGUCUGAUACGUCGAAGGUGGACGAUGCUAGAAGCGAUUUAAAGGCUGAGUCCUUCGAAAGUCUGGGUUGGGAUCCUUCGUGGGACCCUCGCCAAGGAAUCCAGUGGAGAAAACAGUACAGUAGUAUCGAAACAAGUCCGACGGAUGAAUCUACGGAAAGACAUAUAUUCGCGGACGUCUCUACUGCAGCUAUCGAAGAAAACGAUGAUGAUACGAUAAAAACUUUUCUACCUUGGAGAUUUUACGUCGACCCUGCGAUAUCUUCAUCAAUGGAAAAUGUAAACUCGGAGAAAGAGAUUGUCUAUAUCAACUCGAGAACUGGAGACCCUAAGGAAGGUGUCAUUUGUACUAUACAGAUAAUAAAUGGCUUAAGUUUAUUAAAGUGUUCAUCAAAUUCGUUCGAUACUGAAUCUUUCACGGAACAAUCCAACGAUCGUCCUUUUGGAUCUUCUUCAUAUUCUACUGCAAAUUCUAAGAGCGAUACAUCUACGGAACAGAACGAUGAAUCUUUUCCAAAUCAUUAUUCGUCUUUCGUUGAAGUCGAUACUACAGAAAAUUCUUUGGACGAUAUGACAUCUAACAAAAAUAUUGAUAUUGGAGAUAGCGUGAUUGAACCAACAGAAAUCUCGAUAGAUUCAAAGAAUUUGGAAUCCGAAAAGUCUGAUAUCAAUACAGGAUGGUGGAUGAAGUCCGAGUCAUCUACAAAUGCAUAUUUUCAGGAUAAUUCAUCCGAAGCUAUAAAAGAUCCUAUAUAUUGGUGGUUAGAUGUGAAUAAGUAUCGCACGAAGCAAAUGUCUGGUGAGGAAACGAUAGAAAGAAAGAGACGUGGCAUCGCGAAGAUAAUGUCGGGACAAAAAACUUUCUCGGACGAUGAAGACUUAUAUGGGAAACGGAUGAACGACGAAACACGCUUACACGAUUGGAUACGGAUGCAUAAAACUAGGAUUCUACAAAAAAUGAUACGAAAAUACUCACACAAAGGAUUGAACGAGAACUUGGCGAGAUUUUAUUCAGAAAUGGAGAUUCUUUCUUCUCAUAUCGAUAUGUUACACGAGCUCUAUCUUCGACGACGUAAUCUGGAUGACGAUUAUAUAUCGCAGGAAUUUCUUAAUGAUUCCUAUAAAAAUUAGAGAGAAGAUCUCGAGCAUUGUGUUAUAUGUAUAUUAUAUAUCAAUUAUUAUUUAUAUUGAAAUUCGCUGAGAGAGCAAAACAUAGAUACAUAAUAAUUAAAGGAUAUACUUCUUGUAAA
Molecule: messenger RNA, 2542 nt
Organism: Vespula vulgaris
Lineage: Eukaryota; Metazoa; Arthropoda; Insecta; Hymenoptera; Vespidae
Exons: 3
Coding region: 114-2423 (769 amino acids)
Source: RefSeq, a predicted model, not a curated record